Messenger RNA from Doryrhamphus excisus (bluestripe pipefish), 1447 nucleotides. RefSeq names its product RAD51 recombinase (gene rad51). Gene Ontology annotation, biological process: double-strand break repair via homologous recombination; reciprocal meiotic recombination; mitotic recombination-dependent replication fork processing. Lineage: Eukaryota; Metazoa; Chordata; Actinopteri; Syngnathiformes; Syngnathidae. Gene Ontology annotation, molecular function: single-stranded DNA binding; DNA strand exchange activity; double-stranded DNA binding. Gene Ontology annotation, cellular component: condensed nuclear chromosome. The record is from RefSeq and is a predicted model, not a curated record.
CCGUUCUUCAGCCAAUCACAAAUCAUAGCGAAAAAUUUGACGUCAUCACGUGCAUAGGCGCGGGAUCUCGAGGUAUAACAAACAUACCAAGGGAAAGUAGCUGUUUCACAGCUGGACCCCAACAUUAGAUCAUGGCAAUGAGAUGUGAGAACAGGGUGGAGGCAGAGUUAGACGCGGAAGAAAACUUUGGACCACAGCCCCUGUCCAGACUAGAGCGAUGUGGAAUAGCAUCCUCUGACAUCAAGAAACUGGAGGAUGCCGGCUUCCACACCAUUGAGGCGGUGGCGUACGCCCCAAAGAAGGAGCUGCUUAACAUUAAAGGCAUCAGUGAUGCCAAAGCUGAUAAGAUUAUAACUGAGGCUGCCAAGCUUGUGCCGAUGGGCUUUACCACAGCUACUGAGUUCCACCAAAGGAGAGCCGAAAUCAUUCAAAUCUCCACAGGUUCGAAGGAACUGGACAAACUCCUACAGGGUGGGAUUGAGACCGGCUCCAUCACUGAGAUGUUUGGAGAGUUUCGGACAGGGAAGACCCAGCUGUGUCACACACUCGCUGUUACAUGUCAGCUGCCCAUCGAUCAGGGGGGAGGAGAAGGUAAGGCCAUGUACAUCGACACUGAGGGAACUUUCAGACCAGAGAGACUCCUGGCUGUUGCGGAAAGGUACGGCCUGGUGGGCAGUGAUGUUCUGGACAAUGUGGCGUAUGCUCGUGCAUUCAACACAGAUCAUCAGACACAACUCCUGUAUCAAGCUUCCGCCAUGAUGGCUGAUUCCAGAUACGCUUUGCUGAUAGUAGACAGCGCGACAGCUCUGUACAGGACAGACUACUCGGGCCGAGGUGAGCUGUCAGCCAGACAAGGACACUUGGGACGCUUCCUUCGCAUGUUGCUCAGGCUGGCGGACGAGUUUGGUGUGGCAGUGGUUAUAACCAACCAAGUGGUGGCACAAGUCGACGGGGCCGCCAUGUUCUCUGCUGAUCCAAAGAAGCCAAUUGGAGGCAACAUUCUGGCUCAUGCGUCCACAACACGGCUGUAUCUUCGAAAAGGCAGAGGAGAAACGAGGAUCUGUAAAAUCUAUGACUCACCUUGCCUGCCGGAGGCGGAAGCCAUGUUUGCCAUCAAUGCCGACGGUGUGGGAGAUGCUAAAGAUUGAAACUAAGAACAUUCCCACCAAUGUCGCAGACUGCUGAGCAGGACUACAGGACUACAAACUCAGGCCAGACUGAGUGAAAAGGAAGGUUUAGGGAAAGCAUGGCCAUCAUAGAGCACAUUGUUGAACUUGUAUAUGAUAAUAACUUCAAUUUAAACUUUUGUUAUUAAGAAGUUUGUUUUUUUUCUUUUCAAAUGUAUACAUAUAUUAACAUAAUAAUAAUCAUCAACAUCUGAGAUACCUAAGCUGUCAUUUGUCAUUGUUUCAAGAAAGAUAAUUUUUCUUCACUGCAUUAAAAAAAA